This is a messenger RNA of Periophthalmus magnuspinnatus, 1074 nucleotides long. It is a transcript of the gene rpsa, whose product is annotated as ribosomal protein SA. Lineage: Eukaryota; Metazoa; Chordata; Actinopteri; Gobiiformes; Gobiidae. Gene Ontology annotation, biological process: cytoplasmic translation; ribosomal small subunit assembly. The coding region runs from base 119 to 1036 and encodes 305 amino acids. Gene Ontology annotation, cellular component: ribosome; cytosolic small ribosomal subunit; 90S preribosome. Gene Ontology annotation, molecular function: laminin receptor activity; structural constituent of ribosome. The transcript is spliced from 8 exons. The record is from RefSeq and is a predicted model, not a curated record.
GGUAUAAAUUUGACGUCAUUUCCUCUAUGCGCCCUCUUUUUCACCGUGUGGUUAGAUUUCCAUACGGCGUUGUUUCGUGCUCUCCCAAUAAGUCGUUGCUCAAGGGAAAGCGGUCACGAUGUCCGGAGGUCUAGAUGUCCUUCAAAUGAAGGAGGAAGAUGUGCUGAAGUUCCUGGCUGCAGGGACCCAUCUGGGAGGUACCAACUUGGACUUCCAAAUGGACCAGUAUGUCUACAAAAGAAAAAGUGACGGUGUUUACAUCAUUAAUCUGAAGAAGACCUGGGAAAAGCUUCUGCUGGCUGCCAGAGCCAUUGUUGCCAUUGAGAACCCAGCAGAUGUGUGUGUCAUCUCCUCUAGGAACACUGGACAGAGGGCGGUGCUGAAAUUCGCCUCUGCCACUGGCGCUACCACGUUCCACGGUCGCUUCACCCCAGGAACUUUCACCAAUCAGAUCCAGGCUGCCUUCAGGGAGCCGCGCUUGCUGAUUGUGACUGACCCCCGUGCCGACCACCAGCCCCUUACUGAGGCCUCCUAUGUGAACAUCCCCACCAUUGCACUAUGCAACACUGAUUCGCCCCUGAGAUACGUUGACAUUGCCAUUCCCUGCAACAACAAGGGUCACCACUCUGUUGGUCUGAUGUGGUGGAUGCUGGCUAGAGAGGUCCUGAGGAUGAGGGGCACAAUUUCCAGAGAACACCCAUGGGAGGUCAUGCCCGAUCUGUACUUCUACAGGGAUCCUGAGGAGAUUGAGAAGGAGGAACAGGCUGCAGCUGAGAAGGCUGUUGGAAAGGAGGAAUUCCAGGGUGAAUGGAGUGCUCCUGCUGCGGAGUUUGCUCAGCCUGAAGUGGCUGACUGGUCUGAGGGUGUGGCUGUGCCAUCUGUGCCCAUUCAGCAGUUCCCUGCUGCUGCUGCACCUGUCAAGACCGGUGAAGUGUUCUCUGAGGAUUGGAGCACUCAGCCUGCCACAGAGGACUGGUCCACUGCCCCUACUGCCCAGGCAUCCGACUGGGGCGGAGCCACUUCUGACUGGUCUUAAAUUACCAAUGACAACAAUAAAAGUGUUUUACACCCUGA